Molecule: messenger RNA, 3151 nt
Organism: Nymphaea colorata (pocket water lily)
Lineage: Eukaryota; Viridiplantae; Streptophyta; Magnoliopsida; Nymphaeales; Nymphaeaceae
Product: probable inactive leucine-rich repeat receptor-like protein kinase At3g03770
Exons: 8
Coding region: 572-2956 (794 amino acids)
Biological process (GO): protein phosphorylation
Cellular component (GO): plasma membrane
Molecular function (GO): ATP binding; protein kinase activity; protein binding
Source: RefSeq, a predicted model, not a curated record
GUGCGACGGUGCAGAGGAAGGGUCCCUUGACUCCCUUCCUAUUUCCAUUCACUUCCUUGCCAGACCUCCACUCUGUCUCGCGCCAGAGUGUCUUAACUGCUCUCUCCUCUCUCCCUCUCUUCUCUGUCUGCUCAUGGAGAUUUAAGAGACGCGCCUGCUUCAUCCGGAGCUCGCUCUCUCUCUCUCUCUGGAUGAUUAAAGACGCAGCUUCUUCCUCCUGUGGACUUUCAGGAAGCUCGGAGAUGUGAGACUUCUUUCUGCUAAAGGAAUCAAGCGUUUCUCUUUGACAACUAGCUCCACAUCAGCAAGUCAUCGCCUUGACCUGGUGGUUUGACUUCGGUUGCAUGGUUUCUUCAAGAUUUUCUGCAGCUGUAGAUGAUAUUUCUUGGUUUCUAGCAGCAGCGUGAAUUUGCAGCUUUGAGGAUUUGUAUCAGGUUUUAUGGGAGAGUAAUUCAACAAUGGCCUCAGGAAAUGACAGUAGCAGACACGAUGAACUGUUUAUGAGAUGAUGAACAAAUUGGUGCAUUUUAAACAAAUAACUCUCUGCUAGAAGCUGGUCCACUGUCGAGAAAUGGGACGAAACAGUGCCCGCUUAUCACUUUUCAAGUUUGCUUUGGUCUCUGCCUUCCUUGCCUUGUCUACCUUUCCAUUUUCUGAUGGUCAAUUACAGCCUUCUCAGGUUCAGGCCCUCCUAACCUUUCAGAGAGUGUUGGAAUUCCCACCAGUGUUGAAUGGCUGGAACAACUGGACAAAUUUUUGCGGGAUCCCUCAGAGUUCGUCUUUGACUAUUGUUUGCUAUGGGAAUUCGAUAACUGAACUGAGCAUUGUCGGAAACAGAGCGCCGCGUUCUCUUAUCUCAAACGGGGUUCAAAACUUCUCUGUUUCAAACCAGACUUUAUCCUCUCAGUUCUCAAUUGAUUCUCUUUUUAUCACUCUCUCUCAGUUCCCGGGAUUGAAAACACUUUCUCUUGUUUCGCUGGGAAUAUGGGGCAACUUGCCCACAAGGAUCAGUCAGUUGUCAUCCGUCCAAACUCUGAAUUUGAGUUCAAACUUCAUUUACGGAUACAUUCCUAUGCGAGUUUCUUUGCUGAAGAACCUUCAGAUUCUUGCUCUAGAUAGAAACAUGCUUUAUGGUCCCGUUCCAAGUUGGGUUGGUUCGCUUCCUUUUCUCUCCGUUUUGGAUCUUAGCAACAAUGCACUAAAUGGUUCACUUCCAUCAUCAUUGGGGACCACAAAGAACCUCACAUUCUUGAGCCUAUCAAAGAAUAAUCUGUCUGGAGAUGUACCUGAUCUCAGUGGUUUGAUUGACCUGCAAGUGCUGGAUUUGGCGGAUAAUCUUCUUGGUCCUAAGUUCCCUGCUCUUGGACACAAGAUUGUGAAAAUUGCAUUGCAGAAGAACAAGUUUACCUAUAACAUUCCCCAUCAAAUUGCAUCGUCUGAAGGACUGCAGUCAUUUGAUGUUUCAUCUAAUAGACUGGUCGGGCCUAUUCUGCUGCCAUUGUUUUCUUUGCCAUCUAUUCAAUAUCUGAAUCUGAGUGGGAACAGGUUGACUGGAGUGCUCCCAAUGAACAUGACAUGUAAUCCAGGGCUUCAGUCUGUGGACAUAUCAAAUAACCUUCUGACGGGGAGUUUGCCGUCCUGCCUUGCGACCACCUCUUUGAACAAGUCCGUCUCAUAUUCGGGCAACUGUCUGGAGAAAACUUCCCAGUACCAGCACCAGCUUUCUUUUUGCAGCAACGAAGCAAUCGCUGCAAUUCCACCUCCUAUAAAAAAGAAACCAUCACCAAACAGAUUGAUACUUCUAUUGGGUGUUGCUGGAGGAAUUGUGUUAACUGCAGUUAGCUUGGCACUCCUUGUACUUGUGGUGUGUAAGCGAUGUAGAAGGACGGCGUAUAAUAGACAUUACAAAUCUUCAGCAGUAACUGUUUCAGCAAGCUUCCCUCCAAAGCUGCUGACAAAUGCUAAGUACAUAUCUCACACCAUGAACUUGGGCCCUCUUGGCUUGCCACCCUACCGUGUUUUCACUAUAGAGGAGAUCGAAGAAGCAACAGAUAACUUUGAUAGGGCAAAUCUAAUGGGGGAAGGAUCUCAGGGUCAGCUUUACAGGGGUAGACUUAAUGACGGUUUUCUUGUUGCUGUGAGAAGUAUUCGGCCAAAACAGACGCACACAUUGCAAAGUUUAAUGCAAUACGUAGAACCUCUAUCAAAAAUUAAACAUCGUCAUUUGGUCAGCACUCUUGGUCACUGUAUUGUAAAUUCUGCAGAUGGCACAAACGUUGAAACGAUAUAUCUAGUCUUUGAGUUUAUAUCAAAUGGAUCACUAAGUAGCCAUCUCUAUGAAGGAAGGAAGAGAGAUAUUCUGAAAUGGUCAGAAAGAGUGUCUACCGCAAUGGGCGUAGCAAGAGGUGUCAAAUUCUUGCACACAGGGGUUGUGCCUGGCAUUUAUGGUAACGACUUGAAGGCUGAAAACAUUCUUUUGGACCAAAAUCUCACACCCAAAAUUUGUAAAUACAAUCUGCCCACACCAUUAAAAGAUGUGGGCUGUAAGGUAGAUUCUGCAAGUCUUUCCAGCGCAGCAGCAGAUAGUCAAUCAGCCAGGGUGGAGAAUGGAGAGAAAUUGGACGUCUAUAGGUUGGGCGUCAUUCUACUGGAGCUUAUUGUUGGCAGGCGACUUGCCUCUCGAAAUGACCUACAAAAGAUGAAAGAACAGGUUCAUACAAGCUCGUUCAUGGAGGCGGAAAGAUUGAAGGAGGCAGUCGACCCAUCGAUUCGUUAUUCAUGCUCGUAUGCUUCGAUAAGGACAGUAGUUGACAUCACUCUGAAGUGUCUAUCUGAAGACCCUGCGUUACGCCCCUCGGUGGAAGAUGUCAUAUGGCACUUGCAGUAUUCGGCUCAGGUGCAGGACGGGUCAACUACCAACUCCCACGUUGAUGACUACCCGGAUUUGCACAUCUAAGAUGAUCAAGUCCAAGUGGUUGCCCCUUCAAGAGUGCCUUGUUGCUCUCAUCUUCAUCUCCUCCUCAUCUUAUUGAGUAGCUAGCUGUAGUUUGUGGAUGAGCGUGUAGAAUGUAAAAAACGAGCCCCUGUAUUGGGGCUGCUUAGACUCGGUCAUUCUUUGUGAAGCAAAAUAUGUGCUUAGAUUUGUGUGUUC